AUGGCUGCAGCCAAGUGGUUAAGUCGAGGACGCAGGACGGUGUCUCUGGUGUGGACUGGAUUCAGAUCCAAUCACACAUCCCUUAAAUCUCAUUAUGACGCGGUCAUCAUCGGCGGAGGACACAAUGGGCUGGUGGCAGCUGCCUAUCUUCAGAAGGGGGGGUUGAAGACAGCGGUGUUGGAGCGCAGACACGUGCUGGGUGGAGCAGCUGUCUCAGAGGAGAUCGUCCCUGGUUUUCUCUUCUCUAGGUGCUCGUACUUGCUGAGUUUGUUGCGGCCGCACAUAUACAGAGACCUUGAGCUUAAGAAACAUGGGCUGAAGGUUUACAUGAGGAACCCUCAUUCUUUCACCCCCAUGCUGGAGGACGGUGUUAAUGGGGCUCCACCAAGGUCUCUUAUCCUGGGUCCAGAUCGGAUGAAGACCCAAAAUGAGAUCGUCAAGUUCUCCCAGAAGGAUGCAAAGGCUUAUCCAGAAUUUGUGGCGCACCUUGAAACGCUCGCAUGCGCUAUCCACCCUCUCCUGGACGCCCAACCUGUAGAUAUUCCUGGCCUUACAGACGGGUCACUGCGGAAGAGGCUGGAUGCAGCUACAACUCUGAUGCCUCUGGUCAAAUUUGGUCUGAAACUUGGGAGGAAUAUUCCAGACUUUUAUGAAAUUACUUCUGCGCCGAUAAUGAAGAUUCUUAAUCAGUGGUUUGAAUCAGAGCCACUGAAGGCAACACUGGCCACUGAUGGUGUGAUUGGGGCCAUGACCAGUCCCAGUAAUCCUGGCAGUGGAUACGUCCUUUUGCACCAUGUGAUGGGAGAGCUGGAGAAGGAGAAGGGCGCGUGGGGUUAUGUGGAGGGAGGCAUGGGAGGCAUAUCUCAGGCUUUAGCUAAAGCUGCCCGAUCCUACGGUGCAGAUAUUUUCACAGAGAAGGAUGUAGAGCAGAUCCUCGUUGGUUCGAACGGCGCUGCUAACGGUGUGGCACUUAAGGACGGCACAGAGAUCUGCAGUAAAGUUGUGCUAUCAAAUGCAACCCCAUAUGUCACCUUCAAACACCUCACGCCCCAGGGUGCCCUUUCUCCUCAAUUCUUGAAAGCUGUAGAUCAGAUAGAUUACACCUCACCUGUAACAAAGAUCAAUGUGGCCAUAGACAAGUUACCAAACUUCUUGGCAUCUCCCACACCGGAUGGAAAACCUGGACCCCACCAUCAGUGCUCGAUACACCUGAACUGUGAGAGUGUGGACGUGUUAGAAACCGCAUAUAAAGACGCCGUGAAUGGACGUCCCUCAGCAAGACCUAUGCUGGAGAUGACCAUCCCCUCUGUGUUGGACCCCACUUUAGCCCCGCCUGGUUGCCACGUCGUAUCGCUGUUCACCCAGUUCACCCCCUACCACAUAGAAGGCAGGGAAUGGACCGAGCAGGACCGAGAGGCCUUUGCAGACACUGUGUUUGACUGGGUGGAACAGUACGUCCCUGGGUUUAAAAAGUCUGUGGUGGGCAGAGAUGUCCUGACACCCCCAGACCUGGAGAGGAUCUUUGGACUCACUGGAGGGAACAUUUUCCAUGGAUCAAUGUCACUGGAUCAGCUUUACCUUGCGCGACCUUUGCCCUCUCUCUCAGACUACCGUUCACCAAUUAAAGGGCUGUAUCUGUGUGGCAGCGGCUGUCAUCCAGGUGGUGGCGUGAUGGGAUCUCCUGGCUGGAACGCAGCACUUACGGCCAUGUCUGACCUAAAAAAUCACUGAGAAAUGUGUCAUAUUGUAAAUUUAAAUGGUAAAUGGACUAUACUUAUAUAGCGCCUUUCUAUCGU
This is a messenger RNA of Nematolebias whitei (Rio pearlfish), 1796 nucleotides long. RefSeq names its product pyridine nucleotide-disulphide oxidoreductase domain 2 (gene pyroxd2). Lineage: Eukaryota; Metazoa; Chordata; Actinopteri; Cyprinodontiformes; Rivulidae. Bases 1 to 1731 code for a protein of 576 amino acids. Gene Ontology annotation, molecular function: oxidoreductase activity. The transcript has 16 exons. The record is from RefSeq and is a predicted model, not a curated record.